Messenger RNA from Ctenopharyngodon idella (grass carp), 726 nucleotides. Its product is annotated as atypical chemokine receptor 3-like. Bases 1 to 726 code for a protein of 241 amino acids. Lineage: Eukaryota; Metazoa; Chordata; Actinopteri; Cypriniformes; Xenocyprididae. Gene Ontology annotation, molecular function: G protein-coupled receptor activity. The record is from RefSeq and is a predicted model, not a curated record. The transcript has 2 exons. Gene Ontology annotation, biological process: phospholipase C-activating G protein-coupled receptor signaling pathway; positive regulation of Rho protein signal transduction. Gene Ontology annotation, cellular component: membrane.
AUGAAUAACUCUACAGUGAACUUCACCACACCUGAAGCGUCUUCAAACUCCACAACUCAGUUCUUUGGGCCACUGGGCAUUCUGGAAAUGUAUGUGUACACCUUCAAUUUCCUGUUUGGUCUUCCUACACACUCCUAUGUGAUCUGGCUCAUCAUGACAGGAACAGGAAGUGGAUUUGCAUCAGAGUUCUUCAUUCUUAAUCUCUCUGUUUGUGAGAUUGCAAACUCUCUGAAUGGUUUAAUCUUUACACUCUCAGUUUGGUUUGCAAGUCUCGGGACACUAGAAACUUUUUUAAAAGGAUUUACCAUCACCGGUCGUCCUCUGUUUCAGUGUCUGAUGUGUGUUGAGCGUUACCUGGCAGUGAUUCAUCCUGUAACCUUUCUGAAGUACAAACCUCUCAGAUAUAGAGUGAUCUGCUGCACUGUGGCCUGGAUAAUCACUCUUGGAUCCUGUUUGUAUGGCAUGUUUACUAUAAUCUCACAAAACAUAGCACAUGUAUGGUUUAUGUCAGUGCAGCUUACACUGGUCCUCUCCUUCCAGUUGUUUUGUCUUGUGGCUGUUCUCAGAGCUCUGAAGCACUCAGGACCAGGAGAGAGAAGAAGAAGAGAGAGAGAGGAGGAAAACCACACAAAGAGAAGAGCGUUUUAUCUCAUUCUGAUAACUACUGUAAACUCGAUUAUCUUAUAUUCUGAAAUAAAUGAUGGAUACUUGCUGUUGUUAUUGUAG